GCACAAACCGACUCGAAUUCUUCACACCGAAUCCUAGCUAAACAGCAAGGACCCUCAACAAACUUCCCACCCCUCCGAUAAACAAAGAAGGAAAAAAAAAAGGAGCCACGUUUCCCACCAACAAUCCUUUGCGGUCUCUACACACAAAUCAGUCACAAUGGGCGCUGUCGAACUCACCUACCAGGAUGUUGCUGAGCACAACACCAAGAAGGACAUCUACAUGGUGAUCCACGACAAGAUCUACGACUGCACCAAGUUCGUCGACGAGCACCCCGGUGGCGAGGAGGUUAUUCUUGACGUCGGUGGUCAGGAUGCCACCGAGGCGUUCGAGGAUGUCGGACACAGCGACGAGGCCCGCGAGACCCUGGACCAAUUGUACCUCGGCGACCUGAAGCGCCAGCUCGGAGACCCUGCCCCCAAGGAGCAGGUCGCCGCCGCCAGCUCAUCUUCCAGCACCGAGAGCCCCGGCUUCGGCAUCGGCCUGUACGCCGUCCUCCUCGUCGGCGGUGUCCUCGCAUACGUCGCCUACAACUACCAGCAGCAGCAACAGCAGCAGUCCGCAUAAGAUCCAAG
Messenger RNA from Colletotrichum phormii, 573 nucleotides. Its product is annotated as cytochrome b5-like heme/steroid binding domain-containing protein. Gene Ontology annotation, biological process: sterol biosynthetic process. The transcript has 3 exons. Bases 158 to 565 code for a protein of 135 amino acids. Gene Ontology annotation, molecular function: heme binding. Gene Ontology annotation, cellular component: endoplasmic reticulum membrane; intracellular membrane-bounded organelle. Lineage: Eukaryota; Fungi; Ascomycota; Sordariomycetes; Glomerellales; Glomerellaceae. The record is from RefSeq and is a predicted model, not a curated record.